This is a messenger RNA of Mesoplodon densirostris (Blainville's beaked whale), 1926 nucleotides long. RefSeq names its product calpain 6 (gene CAPN6). Gene Ontology annotation, biological process: proteolysis. The record is from RefSeq and is a predicted model, not a curated record. The transcript is spliced from 12 exons. Gene Ontology annotation, molecular function: calcium-dependent cysteine-type endopeptidase activity. Lineage: Eukaryota; Metazoa; Chordata; Mammalia; Artiodactyla; Ziphiidae. Gene Ontology annotation, cellular component: cytoplasm. Bases 1 to 1926 code for a protein of 641 amino acids.
AUGGGUCCUCCUCUGAAGCUCUUCAAAAACCAGAAGUACCAGGAACUGAAGCAGGAAUGCAUCAGGGAUGGUAGACUUUUCUGUGAUCCAACCUUUUUGCCUGAGAAUGAUUCACUUUUCUACAACCGACUGCUUCCUGGGAAGGUGGUGUGGAAACGGCCCCAGGACAUCUGCGAUGACCCCCGUCUGAUUGUGGGCAAUAUCAGCAACCACCAGCUGACCCAAGGGAGACUGGGGCACAAGCCAAUGGUCUCUGCGUUUUCCUGUUUGGCUGUUCAGGAGUCUAACUGGACAAAGACAAUUCCCAACCAUAAGGAACAGGAAUGGGACCCUCGAAAACUAGAUAAAUAUGCUGGGAUAUUUCGCUUCCGUUUCUGGCAUUUUGGAGAAUGGACCGAGGUGGUGAUUGAUGACUUGCUGCCCACCAUCAAUGGAGAUCUCGUUUUCUCCUUCUCCACCUCCAUGAAUGAGUUUUGGAAUGCUCUGUUGGAAAAAGCUUAUGCCAAGCUGCUUGGCUGUUAUGAAGCCCUCGAUGGUCUGACCACUACUGAUAUCAUCGUGGACUUCACUGGCACAUUGGCUGAAACUGUGGAUGUGCAGAAGGGAAGAUACACUGAGCUUGUUGAGGAGAAGUACAAGCUGUUUGGAGAACUGUACAAGACAUUUACCAAAGGAGGUCUGAUCUGUUGCUUCAUUGAGUUUCCCAAUCAGGAGGAACAAGAAGUUGAAACUGAUUGGGGUCUACUGAAGGGCCAUAUGUACACCAUGACUGAUAUUCGCAAGAUCCGUCUUGGAGAAAGACUCGUGGAGGUCUUCAGUACUGAGAAGCUGUACAUGAUUCGUCUGAGGAACCCCUUGGGAAGACAAGAAUGGAGUGGGCCCUGGAGUGAGAUUUCUGAAGAGUGGCAGCAACUGACUGCAGCAGAUCGCAAGAACCUGGGGCUUGUUAUGUCUGAUGAUGGAGAGUUUUGGAUGAGCCUGGAGGACUUUUGCCGCAUCUUCCAUGAACUGAAUGUCUGUCGCAAUGUGAACAACCCUAUUUUUGGCCGCAAGGAGCUGGAAUCGGUGGUGGGAUGCUGGACUGUGGAUGAUGAUCCCCUGAUGAACCGUUCAGGAGGCUGCUAUAACAACCGUGAUACCUUCCUGCAGAAUCCCCAGUACAUCUUCACUGUGCCCGAGGAUGGGCACAAGGUCAUCAUGUCUCUGCAGCAAAAGGACCUGCGCACUUACCGCCGCAUGGGAAGACCCGACAAUUACAUCAUCGGCUUUGAGCUCUUCAAGGUGGAGGUGAACCGCAAAUUCCGCCUCCACCACCUGUACAUCCAGGAGCGUGCGGGAACCUCCACUUAUAUUGACACGCGCACCGUGUUUCUGAGCAAGUACCUGAAGAAGGGCAACUACGUGCUUGUCCCAACUAUGUUCCAGCAUGGCCGCACCAGCGAGUUUCUCUUGAGAAUCUUCUCUGAAGUGCCUGUCCAGCUCAGGGAGCUGACUCUGGACAUGCCCAAGAUGUCCUGCUGGAAUCUGGCUCGUGGCUACCCCAAGGUUGUCACCCAGAUCACAGUGCACAGUGCCGAGGGCCUGGAGAAGAAGUAUGCCAAUGAAACUGUAAACCCAUAUUUGGUCAUCAAGUGUGGAAAGGAGGAAGUCCGUUCUCCUGUCCAAAAGAAUACUGUUCAUGCCAUUUUUGACACCCAGGCCAUUUUCUACAGAAGGACCACUGACAUUCCUAUUAUAGUGCAGGUCUGGAACAGACGAAAGUUCUGUGAUCAGUUCUUGGGGCAGGUUACUCUGGAUGCUGACCCCAGUGACUGCCGUGAUCUGAAGUCCCUGUACCUGCGUAAGAAGGGUGGCCCAACUGCCAAAGUUAAACAAGGCCACAUCAGCUUCCGGGUUAUUUCCAGUGAUGAUCUCACUGAGCUCUAA